Messenger RNA from Cimex lectularius (bed bug), 2862 nucleotides. Its product is annotated as glutaredoxin-2, mitochondrial-like. Gene Ontology annotation, biological process: cellular response to oxidative stress. Gene Ontology annotation, molecular function: glutathione disulfide oxidoreductase activity. Bases 2281 to 2820 code for a protein of 179 amino acids. Lineage: Eukaryota; Metazoa; Arthropoda; Insecta; Hemiptera; Cimicidae. Gene Ontology annotation, cellular component: cytoplasm. The transcript has 2 exons. The record is from RefSeq and is a predicted model, not a curated record.
GAUCAAACACCAAAGAAAACAUUUAUUUAUGUAUAACUAAUGAUUGGGAAAAAAGUAAUCCAAGUUAGUAUAAACUCUAAACUUCAAACAAUAUUUAGUGCCAGUUGAGGGAAAGGUACACCAGAAAAACAAAAAUGUACCCUUUCUCUCAAAGCAAUAAUUAAGGAAGAUCGGCUUUUAUAGGCCAUUGCCCAGUAUCAAAAAUGGGAAAAGCUAGCAUCUGCCAUGUCAUGAAACAGCAGAGCCAUCACAACACGUCUUAUGCAACUUCAAAGCAUUAGCCCCGAAACGUACAGCCUCUUCGGAACGGCGAUACAUUACAUCUACGGAAAUAGCGAAGAAUGAUCCCUUUCGACUAAAGUCACCAGAGACCCUGGAAAAAAGUCAUGGCUUCCUUAAUCGUCCAAUUGACCUGUGAAGUGUUGUAUGGCAUCUAUGCAAUGGCCCUCAUCAGAGAAUACAAUUCAUGAAACAGAGAAGCAUUCCGACAGUCUGAGGUCCAGCACAAAGUGAAGUAUAGAUCAUUGACUACAUUGCUCGACUCUUGCUACAAAACGUCAGGAAAUGAACGAUGUGGUUGAAUUUGUGCAAUGUUUUAAAGCUUUCGGUCAAAUAGUUAAUAGUGAUGGUGAUCGCAUUAGAAUGUUAAUAUUUCGUUUUGUGUAGUAUGCAUACAAAUAAAACAUUUUAAGAUAUGUUUUUGGCUUUCUAAUGAAAAUGCUCGGGCUAGACCUAUCUUAGCAGAUGGGCAGCGCUUGCUGCAAGAAAAAAGAACCCGAUAUCGUCGAUCGUAUCAUCAGAACUUACGACGUGGUCAUCUUUACCAGUAUGGCCCAUUGCCCGGAUUGUGAAGAGGUGAAAACCGAGCUGAAUAGGAUCGGAGCGGAUUACACGGUCGUUCUUGUAGACGAUUUCUAUCAAUGCGCGUAUUUUGUCCAACUACUCCGAUGGAAGACGGGUUUCAUGAGCUUGCCUAUGAUAUUCAUCGGUGGCAAGUUCGUAGGAGGCAGCGCGAAGAUCCUCGAGCUGGCGCUCGACGGCAGGCUACCCAAGAUGGUCAGCGGUUCAGAACAAGGUAGAUGUUGCUGAAAUACGACGUUUAGGAAAUAUCGAUUCUCAUUUUUGUAAAUGAGGUUGUAAAUGAAUAACCCUAUUGAAAGCUGAUAUAAAUUACCAAAUAAUAGAAUAAGAAAGAAGAUUUACUUUAAAAAAGGGAAGGCAACACAAUCUCAAAUUAAGGAGAAACCCACAAGUAGUAGAUGAAGGUGGGGUGAGUAUGGGUAUGUGGAUAUGAUCUUACAAACUGUACACAAGUAUUUAGAAAAUAUAAAAAACGAAUAUUGAUUCACAUGUGUUUUAUUAUACCGAUAAACAUCUUGGUAUUGCACAUGCAUGCUUCUUAUGAGGUGAGGACAGAAGCCCAGAAGAGAUUGGUUUGCCAAUGGUCUUUAUUGGGAAAGAGACUAAUCGCAGUUAUCCAUGAUUGCUAAUUGUUAUGGGAGCUUGUUGCUGUAAAAGGAAAACGAUGUUGGAGGACAUCAUUACCAGACACCGGUGCGUGUUGUUCACGUCUAAGAAUUCCCACAUAGGCCACGACGUCAGAGUGAUGCUGGACGAUGCCGAAGUGACAUACUCUUUAAUCGAACUGGACUUUAGCAACCAUAAUGACCCAUUAGUGAAGCAGGUUUUAAAGAAAACUGGUCGCCUUUCUGUUCCGUUCAUGUUCAUCGGAGGCAAAUUCAUAGCCUGCGGGGAUGAACUCUUUGCUUUGGCGUUGUCCGGCCGACUUGGACGGAUGGCCGGCGGGCAUUUUUUCAUCGUCGACCGGGACGAACACGAUCCGCCGGACUGCUGCUUACCACCGGUGAACAAGUGUCAUAAAGUGUGCUACGAUCAUCCGCCGGAAGACGACGAUCUGGACGAAGUAGAAGGAGAAGGAGAAGAAGAAGAAGAAGAAGACUACGAUGACAGUGCGCCUUUUCUAUAAAGAAUUCGCGGUUUCUUCCGAGCGAAUGUUAAUUUACACUUUUUAUUCUCUGAACACAUCCAACAAUAAAAAAACUUGUUGUUUUUAUUUAAGAAUACAAUUUUCUGUUUGAUUCGUCGGGAAAGCAAUCAUAUGAUUACAUUUAGUAAUUGUUUAAACGUUAAAAAAUUAUUUCCAAAUAAGGUGUAAUUUAUAGCUCGGCCUCCUAGACGUACCAAGUCUGAUAUUGAAAUGUAAAGAAUUAUUAGACAAUUUCCGAAAUUCGGGAAUAGUAAAGAUGAACCUGUUCAGCGAUGGGGUGUUGCCCGUGCUCCAGGUUAUCGAAGGUAUGUUGCCCUUGUUGCAAUCGUCAGGUAGUGAGUAACAAUCUUCUUAAAGCCAUCAUCAAUUCUUACCCGAUAGUCGUCUUUUCCGACUCGUUAUGCGAAAGGUGCUAUCGUACGAAACAGAUCCUGGACGAAGUCGGCGCAGAUUACGCUUUAGUCGAAUUGGACCUGUGCGAAAACGGUUGGUUUCUGGGGCAGGAACUGCAGAGGAGAACAGGCAUACCGACCCUGCCGAUAGUUUACAUUCGCGGCACUUUGGUCGGAGGUGCCGCGGACAUGUACACUUACAAGUACACGGGCAAGUUGAUCAAGAUGAUCGAGACUCACCACAAGUCUCGCGACAGGGAGCGUUUCUUUUUGCCUAACUGCAGCACAGCUCCGAAACCGCCUAGAUGCUACGAAAUCCCGGGAAAGACAAAGUUUUCAAUACCUAAGGGGAUGCCCUUUCACUACAAUUUGCACUACAACAGUAUUCCGAAACGAUUAAAUAAAAUGUUACGCCAGUAAAUGUUUAAACUUUCCAACACAUGUUCGUUUUGUUGUUUAUAC